AUGCCUAGCUCUGCCACGGAGGUUCAACAUGACGCUACUUCUCCCUUUUCCCGCUCCGCCAGCUAUAACCACCUGCCUGCACGGGAUUCCAACGUAAACCAAGUGGAUGUGAAAAGGCCUUUUUCAGAGACGAAUCUACUGCAGUCAUCCGAGAAGCAAGUGAAGGCGGAUCAGGGUAGCUUUAGAACUGGCAGGAAAGUUCUACGCCACGCUUCUAUCCGCUUAGCAAAUGGUAAACCAAAGGCAAAGGAGGUUAUAACUUCAUCUUUAGAUGGAGAUGACCAAGGCCCAACACAAUUGUCAUCUCACAAAGUCACUGAGAAGUCCUUGCCAAUUGAACGGCCUUCCAAAUCACGCUCCGUGUCAAGCACAAUUGCGACCUUAGCUCGCAAGCCAUGGAUCUCCUCACGGUCUCCUUCUCCUUCAACACCCAGUGAAGUAAGAAGCAAGGGUGGAGCUUCUGCCAAUACAAUUGGCAAUGGCACUUUAGGAAAAGACCCACAUAUAAAUACAGAGCAUGCGUCUACCCAAGGGGUCUCCAUUCGGGAUAUGCAUCGGCGAAGGAGUGUUCUCGUCAAAGGCAGCUGGAUAUCGGAAACCCCUGGAACCAAGCUAAAAUCUGAUGAUCCUGCCAGCUCCCAAAAACAUCCGCCCAUUCCCUCGCUACGCGGGAGAGCUUCAUCGGACAGGCUCUUCGCCUCUUCCGCAGGGCCAAAUGAAUAUAUUCCUUCUGUCCCAAGGAGGCGUACUGGCCAAUUGCCCCAACUCAAUGUAAACCCGCCGCAAAAGAAGGACGAGCUUUGGUCCGUCUUUAGGGGUAUCGAUGCUGACUACCAAAAUUCUCUCAAGGCCAACGUCCUUCGCUCAUCCCUGCUUCCCUUUCUUUCACGCUACGCCAAUCACCAAUCCAUCCAAUUUCUCCGACCUGAAGACCUCGAUAGACGUAUAAAUAUCUUGAAUAAAUGGUGGACGGGACUCCUCGAGGUCCUCAAUGGGAGAACUAGCCAGUCUUUAAGCGGAGUCGAUAGACCAGUAUUUUUAGAAGCCAUUGUUGGCAUCAUGAUCAGGCCAGAAUGGCGUAUUCCAACCUUACAUACAUCAUCAUCAUCAUCUUCUACACUUACGGCUCUCAACGUUCGAACCCCAAUUUCCAGCUCUAACACAUCCCUUGAAUCAACCGGGACAGAUUUUCUCAUCGAAUCUAUACACCACAACAUCCGGAACAUCUUCGCUCAAAAUCUCCUAUCGCAAAUCGGAUAUUGCGUUGACAAAUUGUCAAUGAGACAAACCCCUGCAAGUCUUGUAACUUUUGCUGGUAAAACAUGCACUUAUGCGUUCUUUUUUUGCCCCGGUGUUGCGGACAUUCUUGUGCGACUGUGGACCACCAACCCCGAUACUCUCCGAAGGGUUUUAAGUGGAUUCAACGUGGACAGAAACGCUAAGGCUGACGUUGAAACAUCUGACCACAUCGCGUCGUAUUUCCCAGUAGCGCUGCGAUCCUUAUGCUUCAGGUCUCACGCCGCUACUGUCCGUUGUCUUCGGCGAAAGGCGCCUCCACCUCUGGGUGCGGCCAAUGUUAAUUGGUCAGGUCCAUGGGUUUCCCGUUGGUCAGGGAGAGAUACUGACCUUUUUUUCGUUUUUGCUAAGUAUUUCCACAUCUUGGUUGCGGAACUUUUACCCUCUGGAUGCGAAAGGUCGAAAUAUGUCUUCGUUCCAGGACUUCUUUCUGUUCAUGCGCAGAUAUUGACUGUUAUGGAACAUACUCUCAACAAACAGUCAACUGCUUCAUCUGUGGAUGAUAUUCAUGGAAUAACCUCAACAACAUUUGAAGAUUUCAUCGAUGGCACAGAUGCUUCCGCUUCCGCCAUACCAUUGGGAACUGCAAAUUCGCUGCGUGUCAUGUCCGAAAAUCGUCUCAUUCUACUACUAAAGGACAUUGUCACAGAUCGGUCCCUUGAGUUAUUUAUAAAGCAAAUGUUUGUGGAAAACUUUUGUGCAAUCCUAAAGGUCGCCACCAAGAAACUGUCUCUCUUCGAUCAUAACGCAUGCUUUGUUUUAUUAGAUUUCGUAGAGGAGCUCGUUUCAGUUAUCCCACCAUAUUGCGAAUCAACCCAGCAACCAGACUUACUAGACUGGAAGUUUUGGUUAGAUGUCUGCAAGCGAAUGAUGGAAAGUAACAACUCACUCACAGAAGUGAGGGCUUUCUCUUUCAUUUAUGCUACUUGGAAUGAGAUAAACAAGCUUGAUGAGAGAAAAGAAGCGUUGUGCUUGGGAAUAAUCUUGCACGAAACCUAUUUCUACAGGUACUUUAAUCAUUGGAGCCCGAUGGUACGCGCCUAUUUCCACAGACUGCUAUGCUGGCGGUUGGCCCGGUGUGAAGGGAAACCUUCUGCACAAGACUUUGCUCUGUUGGAUAGGCUCACUGGGAUCUGGAACUACUUCCUUCUCUGCCAAUCAAAGGCUGAGAAGGAUCUCAUCCCGCCGCUAUCGACGGCACCUUGCAGCCCAGCGCCUGGGCGUCGAAUUCUUAUCAUUAGGAAUGACUACCAGCCCUCCUCUUUAUUUGUCUGUUUGGACAACAUCAUCCCGGCAACUUCUUCCAGCCUGCCCUCAGCGUACAAAAGCCAUGGUUCUAUGACAGUCCUCGAGCCCAAUACUUCGUGUUCCGAGUCACCCACCACAUCUGGUAAAAGGAGAUGGAAGGCACUGAAAACUAUAUUCACCGGCUCCUCGAAUGUGAAACCAGGGGAGGUAACUCCAACGAAGAGUACCCAUGAUGAGAGCGAACACGGUGCAAACGACGCCUCAAACUUUGGGGAUGCUGUUUCAUCUGGACAUGGAAACCCACAACCACCGACGAAGAACCAACCAAAAUACACCUUCAGGUUCUCCCUUCAGUGGAACGAUCGUGGUAGAUGGCCCUCCAAGAACAGACGGUUAUUCCCACCUUCCCUACCUCUUCCCGCCCAGCUUUUCCUCCAAUCUCUUCGAUCAAAAGACGCAAAACAAAUUGACUCAGCCGAUGGAUCCUCCAAGUCUCUCUCCGGAUCCAACUCUGACGACAGCUCAGACAGCGAAGGUGCAGAGAUAAACUCCAUCUCCAAGACAACAGCAACAACUACAACCACCGCAGCUUCCAGCCUUACCCAGACCUCUACCAUCGGCCACACUGCUUCCGCUACCACUCUAACUCCCAAUCCAAAGCCUAACCUUUCUGUCUUCACCGCAUUCGAAACGCACCCAGAUUUGGACGGGGAAUUUCAAUACCAAUAUCAAUAUCACCCCCUCGCACCGAGUAAAUAUGCCGGCCGCGCGCUGGCGGAGUGGGCAAUGGUUGUUUGCGAGUGUGACAAUUUCUUCGCACGACGACGUGAUGAGGGAGUUCCGAGCGACGAUGCGGUCGAAAUCCCGAUUCUGGGCGUCGAGAGCUUCCGAAAAUGA
Histoplasma mississippiense is the source of this 3441-nucleotide messenger RNA. RefSeq lists its product with no specific name. The transcript has 3 exons. The coding region runs from base 1 to 3441 and encodes 1146 amino acids. Lineage: Eukaryota; Fungi; Ascomycota; Eurotiomycetes; Onygenales; Ajellomycetaceae. The record is from RefSeq and is a predicted model, not a curated record.